UUGCCGUCGCUCAGUCCGUCUCCUGCCACGGCACAAGCCGCUAACAAAAUGAAAACAAUACUAAAUUUAUUGUUUGUAGUUGCAGUGUGCAGUUUAACAGUUCAGUGAUGUAAAUUCUUUAAACAUUUUAGCAGUGUUCCCGUAUCAAGGAAAAAGUCAUUAUUUCGUUUUUGAACCGUUGUUGCUCGAACUGGCAAAAAGGGGACACGAUGUCACCUCCAUAUCUUAUUUUCCUCAGAAACAGACAGUCAAAAACUUUACGGACAUCUCACUAGCCGGCUCAGUGAAAAUUUUAGAAGACGUGUUUCCUAUUGAAAAGUCGUACUUGAGUGUAUUAGGUAUGGGUAUAUUUUUGGUUACCAGUGGUACGGAUAAUUGCAAAAUGUUGUUGGAAAAUAAAGAAGUGCAAAACUUAUGGAAAUCAAAAACAAAGUUUGAUGUUAUAUUAGUGGAGCAGUUCCAAAGUGACUGCGCGCUGGGAUUGGCGCAUGAGCUCGGAGCACCUGUGGUGGGUCUGACGUCGCAUACUCCGAUGACCUGGCACUACGACCGCUUUGGCAUACCAAGGAACCCAUCAUAUGUUCCGUGUUUGUAUUUCGGAGGCGGAACAAAACCUACACUGUACCAACGCAUUGAGGCUUUCAUUUUUAACACUUACUUCAAUUCUCUAUACAGCUGGUACGCUCAAAGAACCGAUCAGAAAACUUUAGCGCAAUAUUUUGAUAACGUGCCUCCUUUGGAAGAGUUGGGACGACAAAUGAAGUUCUAUCUUACGUAUAAGAACCCAAUUUUGUUUGGAUCGUCAGUAAUUCCAGAAAAUGUCAAGGAGGUUGGAGGUUAUCACGUUGUCGCACCAAGACCACUGUCGGGCGAGCUCAAGAAGUUCAUUGAAGAGGCGGAGCACGGCGUGCUGUACAUCAGCUUCGGCUCGAUGCUGCGCGCGACUUCCACUCCUCGCGACAAGCUGGAGGCCAUAAUCGGCGCCGUGUCCCAGCUGCCGCAAAGGGUCGUGUUCAAGUGGGAGGAAUCGGACCUGCCUGGAAACCCGAAAAAUAUUUACGUGUCUAACUGGCUGCCACAGAACGACAUUUUGGCCCACCCGAAUGUGAAAGCGUUCUACUCCCACUGUGGCCUGUUGGGCACAACAGAAGCCAUCCACCACGGCGUGCCCGUGUUGGGCAUGCCCAUCUUCGGGGACCAGCCCUCAAACGCAGCGGCUGUUGAAGAAAGCGGCCUGGGCCUUCGGAUUGACAUUACAACCCUGACUAAGGAAGAACUGCUUAGCAAACUCAAAAUCAUUUUGGAUCCAGAAUUCAGGCGUAAAGUGAAACGAAUUUCGGAAGCGUGGCACGACCGCCCCAUGUCUGCAAUGGACUCUGCUAUCUACUGGAUAGAAUACGCGGUCAGAAACAAGGAUUUCAACUUCCGCUCGCCCGCGGCCGAUCUACCUCUUUACAAAUACUUCAACCUAGACGUUUUAGCUAUAUUUACAUUUAUAUUUUAUGCUCUAAUUUAUGUUGUAAAACGUUUGUUUUCUUUAAGAAAAACUCAAUCGAAUAAGCUAAUUAAGAAAUCUAAGAAAGCUUAAUAUAU
This is a messenger RNA of Leguminivora glycinivorella, 1593 nucleotides long. RefSeq names its product UDP-glycosyltransferase UGT5-like. Bases 341 to 1588 code for a protein of 415 amino acids. Lineage: Eukaryota; Metazoa; Arthropoda; Insecta; Lepidoptera; Tortricidae. The record is from RefSeq and is a predicted model, not a curated record. The transcript is spliced from 4 exons. Gene Ontology annotation, molecular function: UDP-glycosyltransferase activity.